UCAAGGACAAGUUGGCGUUAUAAUGGCAAUGUUUGGGACUAUCACUGAGUUUGUGGAAGAGAACGAGGACUGGACGGAAUAUGUGGAAAGGUUGGGACACUUUUUCUUGGCAAAUGGAAUCAUAGAUGAGGCUAAACAGCGCUCUAUCCUCUUGAGUGUGUGUGGGGCUAAGACCUACAAGCUAAUGAGGAAUUUGGCUACACCACGGAGACCGGGAGAAAUUCCUUUUGGGGAUCUACUUGCUCUCGUUCAGACUCACCACAAUCCAAAGCCGUCAGUGAUUGUCCAGAGGUUCAAGUUUAACUGCCAUUUUCGGAAAACAGGUCAGUCUGUUGCUAACUUUGUUGCUGAAUUACGUGAACUCUCUGAACAUUGUGAGUUUGGGGCUAUGUUAGAGGACAUGCUCCGUGACAGAUUAGUCUGUGGCAUUAAUGAGGACAGCAUACAGCGCCGGUUGCUGGGGGAAGCCACACUGACUUUCAAGAGAGCAUUGGAACUAUCUCAAGGGAUGGAGAUGGCUGCUAGUAAUGUGAAAAAUAUUCAAAAGGUCAACAGUGAAAGUUGUGCAGUGCAUCAGGUGACAAAAGAGGUGGCAGGAAAAAGGGGAAAAGCAGUGGAAUGUUUCAGAUGUGGAGGGACACAUUAUGGUAACAACUAA
Salmo salar (Atlantic salmon) is the source of this 658-nucleotide messenger RNA. RefSeq lists its product as uncharacterized. The record is from RefSeq and is a predicted model, not a curated record. Lineage: Eukaryota; Metazoa; Chordata; Actinopteri; Salmoniformes; Salmonidae.